UUUAUUUAGCAGAUUAUGCUUUAAAAUAAUUCAUAUGGACAGUGCAAUGGGGCUUGCUUGAUGACAAGACUUAGUGCCUUAUGUAUCUAGAUUAUAUACAUUAUGUCUACUAAGAAGGCCAGGUAGAUCAUACAGCUACUUGAAGAAAUUUUCUGCCAUUUCAAAAGCCAGGCCUGAGCAGCUAUGGGAAUUAUUGUAGAGGAUCGAGAGACGGUAGGUGCCCCAGAUGGUGGCUGGGGCUGGAUCGUUCUGCUUGGAUGUUUUGUCAUCACUGGCUUCUCAUAUGCCUUCCCGAAAGCUAUAAGUGUGUAUUUCAAAGAACUGAUGACGGAGUUUGACUGUGGAUACAGUGACACAGCCUGGAUUUCAUCUAUAAUAUUAGCAAUGCUGUAUGGUUCAGGUCCAAUCUCCAGCAUCAUGGUUAAUAAAUUUGGAUGCCGGCCAGUGAUGUUGGUUGGAGGAUUGCUGGCCUCAGGAGGGAUGAUAAUUGCAUCUUUCUCUACUAACAUUAUCCAGCUUUAUCUCACUGCAGGUGUCAUUACAGGUCUUGGACUGGCUUUAAACUUCCAACCAUCACUGAUUAUGCUGGGGUCUUAUUUUGACAAACGCAGACCACUUGCCAAUGGACUGGCAGCAGCUGGAAGCCCUGUAUUUCUGUCAGCUCUUUCUCCAUUAGGACAACUGCUGCUCAACCACUAUGGAUGGAAAGGAGGCUUUCUCAUCACUGGUGGUCUUCUGCUCAAUUGUUGCGCCUGUGGAGCAAUUAUGAGACCCCUGAAAUGCAAAGAAAGGAAAGCGAUAGCCUGUUCCCAAGAGCUCAAGAAAAUGCUGCCUCCUGAGGCUGGACAAGAGAAUAUAGUUUGUGAAAACAAUAAUGAUAAAAAGCCCAGUAAAAAGAAGCUUUUGGACUUCAGUGUUCUUGCUGACUUAGGGCUUAUUAUCUAUAUUAUUGCAAAAUUUAUAGUUGUCCUCGGCCUAUUUGUUCCAACUAUUCUACUAGUCAACUACGCUAAGGACCAAGGAGUGCCUGACCAGGAUGCUGCCUUUUUGUUGUCUAUUAUAGGAUUUAUUGACAUCUUUGCUCGUCCCACGUGUGGCAUAGUGGCCGGUUUAAAAUGGAUCCGACCCAAGAUGUCUUAUUUCUUCAGCCUUGCCUUGCUCUUCAAUGGCCUAACAGAUGUUUGUUCAGCUACAAACACAGACUAUAAGGGGCUAGUUAUCUUCUGUGUGUUCUUCGGGCUGUCUUAUGGCAUGGUGGGUGCUCUGCAGUUUGAAGUGCUAAUGGGUAUUGUGGGAAAAAGCGGGUUUUCCAGUGCACUUGGCCUAGUGCUUCUUAUUGAGGCAGUGGCUGUGCUGAUUGGACCUCCCUCUGCUGGUUAUUUGGUGGAUAGGUACAAGAACUAUGAACUGAUUUUUUACAUGGCUGGAGGAGAGCUGAUCACUGCUGGAAUAUUUCUUGCCCUUGCAUCAUUCAUCUUUAUUAGCCGAAAGAAACACAAAGACACUCAGCAGAAACAUCAUGGUGAUGUGGCAAUCAAUCCUAAAAGAUAAACAGAGGAGAAAGCUGAAAUUUGGGACAUUUAUGUUCAAUUACUCAUAUUUUGUUUACUUAUGUGUAUUAUGAAUAUUAGUGUCUUAUAUUGAGUGAGGUUUUAGAUUUUCCUACUUUCUAACUCUUGCAUAUAAAUUACACAAAAUAAUUGCACAAUCAGCAAAACCACUUUUGAACACGUGGGUCAAUGAGAAAUAAGGAUGUCUGAGACAAUAAAAAGGAUUUUGAGUGCCAUGUUCUUAGAAAUGUUAUUUUAUAUUUAUGUUGGUUUUAUGUGCUG
Molecule: messenger RNA, 1832 nt
Organism: Sinocyclocheilus rhinocerous
Lineage: Eukaryota; Metazoa; Chordata; Actinopteri; Cypriniformes; Cyprinidae
Gene: slc16a8
Product: solute carrier family 16 member 8
Exons: 5
Coding region: 184-1551 (455 amino acids)
Biological process (GO): transmembrane transport; monocarboxylic acid transport
Cellular component (GO): basolateral plasma membrane
Molecular function (GO): monocarboxylic acid transmembrane transporter activity
Source: RefSeq, a predicted model, not a curated record